Numida meleagris (helmeted guineafowl) is the source of this 821-nucleotide messenger RNA. It is a transcript of the gene ECI1, whose product is annotated as enoyl-CoA delta isomerase 1. Gene Ontology annotation, biological process: fatty acid beta-oxidation. The record is from RefSeq and is a predicted model, not a curated record. Gene Ontology annotation, molecular function: enoyl-CoA hydratase activity. Lineage: Eukaryota; Metazoa; Chordata; Aves; Galliformes; Numididae. Gene Ontology annotation, cellular component: mitochondrion.
GGAUCCAGCCCUGCUGGAGGAUGUGUCAUUGCCUUGACGUGUGACUACAGAAUCAUGGCGGAGAACCCCAAAUACGUCAUCGGCCUGAAUGAAGCCCAGCUGGGCAUUGUGGCUCCCUUCUGGUCUAAGGACACGUUUGUGAACGCUGUGGGCCACCGAGUUGCUGAACGCUCCCUCCAGCUGGGCUUGCUCCACUCUGUGACCGAGGCCCACCAGAUCGGCCUUGUGGACGAGGUGGUGCCAGAGGAGAAGCUGCAGGAGAAGGCUGUGGCUGUUAUGGCACAGUGGCUGGCUCUGCCUGACCAUGCCCAUCAGCACAACAAGUCCAUGAUGAGGAAGGCAGUGCUGGACCACAUGCUAGCUCACCGGGAGGAAGACAUUCAGAACUUCGUCAGCUUCAUAUCGAAGGACUCCAUCCAGAAGUCCCUUUCGAGGUACAUGGAGAUGCUGAAGAAGAAGAAGAGCUGAGGAGCCAGCCAGCCAGCGGAGGCCCGGUCCCAGGAGCUUCUGUGACCCUCUGAAAUGUUGCAGUAUCUGUACGCUUUCACAGUGAAGCUGUCUGCGUUGUCAGUGAUUGGUUACAUGCUGCCUGCUCCGUGGCCACCACAACCACCCCCUCCUGUUAGUCCCCAUAGAGUGCCUGUCACCACCGCUGCCUUCCUGAGAGUGGGGAGAGCUGUUGGCUCAGCUCACUCGAGGAACAAACAGAGAGAGCCUUGCCAACACUACGGCUCGAGCCUCCGCGUCCUCGGGUAUCCUCCCUCGUGUCCAACCACUCAUUAUGAAAAUGAUAUUUGUCAAUAAAGCCUUUGAUGAGGUAA